Gavia stellata (red-throated loon) is the source of this 3031-nucleotide messenger RNA. RefSeq names its product fragile X messenger ribonucleoprotein 1 (gene FMR1). The record is from RefSeq and is a predicted model, not a curated record. The transcript is spliced from 15 exons. Lineage: Eukaryota; Metazoa; Chordata; Aves; Gaviiformes; Gaviidae. Gene Ontology annotation, biological process: regulation of dendrite morphogenesis; central nervous system development; negative regulation of translation. The coding region runs from base 97 to 1794 and encodes 565 amino acids. Gene Ontology annotation, cellular component: presynapse; axon; neuronal ribonucleoprotein granule. Gene Ontology annotation, molecular function: translation regulator activity; protein homodimerization activity; mRNA 3'-UTR binding.
CCCCUCCUCCUCUUCCCCCUCCUGCGCCGAGAGAGAGAAAGGGAAGGGAGGAGGCGCCGGGCCUGGGUCUCCCGCACCGAGCCGCCGCGGCACAACAUGGAGGAGCUGGUGGUGGAGGUGCGGGGCUCCAACGGGGCCUUCUACAAGGCGUUUGUAAAGGAUGUGCAUGAAGAUUCUAUAACAGUUGCAUUUGAAAACAACUGGCAACCAGAGAGACAAAUACCAUUCCAUGAUGUGAGGUUUCCACCACCUGCAGGCUAUAAUAAAGAUAUAAAUGAAAGUGAUGAAGUAGAGGUUUAUUCCAGGGCAAAUGAAAAAGAACCCUGCUGUUGGUGGUUGGCUAAAGUGAGAAUGAUAAAGGGUGAGUUCUACGUAAUAGAAUAUGCAGCCUGUGAUGCUACAUACAACGAAAUUGUCACAAUUGAGCGUUUGAGAUCUGUGAACCCCAAUAAACCUGCAACAAAAGAUACUUUUCAUAAAAUCAAACUGGCAGUUCCAGAAGAUUUAAGGCAAAUGUGUGCCAAAGAAUCUGCACAUAAGGACUUCAAAAAGGCAGUUGGAGCUUUUUCUGUAACAUAUGAUUCUGAAAGCCACCAGCUUAUUAUUUUGUCAAUCAAUGAUGUAACAACAAAGCGGGCAAAUAUGCUGAUUGAUAUGCACUUUCGAAGUCUUCGUACCAAGUUAUCCCUGAUACUGAGAAAUGAAGAAGCUAGCAAACAGCUGGAGAGUUCUAGACAACUUGCAUCACGAUUUCAUGAACAGUUCGUUGUACGUGAAGACCUAAUGGGUUUGGCCAUUGGCACUCAUGGUGCUAAUAUUCAGCAAGCCAGAAAAGUCCCUGGAGUGACUGCUAUUGAUCUUGAUGAAGAUACUUGCACAUUCCAUAUUUAUGGAGAGGAUCAAGAUGCAGUGAAAAAGGCAAGAAGUUACCUUGAAUUUGCUGAAGAUGUCAUACAAGUCCCAAGAAAUUUAGUAGGAAAAGUAAUAGGAAAAAAUGGAAAACUGAUUCAGGAGAUAGUGGACAAAUCUGGUGUUGUAAGAGUGAGAAUUGAGGCUGAAAAUGAUAAAAAUAUUCCACAAGAAGAGGGAAUGGUACCAUUUGUGUUUGUGGGAACCAAGGAUAGCAUCACUAAUGCAACUGUUCUUCUGGAUUAUCACCUUAAUUAUUUAAAGGAAGUGGACCAGCUGCGUUUAGAAAGAUUGCAAAUUGAUGAGCAGCUUCGACAGAUUGGAGCUACUUCUAGGCCACCACCAAAUCGUACGGAUAAGGAAAAAGGUUAUAUGACUGAUGAUGGUCCAGGACUUGGACGCGGUAGUCGACCUUACAGAAACAGAGGGCAUAGCAGACGUGGUCCAGGCUAUGCUUCAGGAACUAAUUCUGAAGCAUCAAAUGCUUCUGAAACAGAAUCUGAUCACAGAGAUGAACUUAGCGAUUGGUCAGCAGCCCCAGCAGAAGAGGAGCGAGACAACUACCUUCGUAGAGGAGAUGGGCGAAGACGUGGAGGUGGUGCCAGAGGGCAAGGAGGGAGGGGUCGUGGAGGAUUCAAAGGAAAUGAUGAACAGUCACGAACAGAUAACCGUCAACGUAACUCAAGAGAUGCAAAAGGGAGAACAGCAGAUGGAUCUCUUGAGAUCAGAAUUGACUGCAAUAAUGAAAGGAGUGUCCACACUAAAACAUUACAGAAUACCUCCAAUGAAGGUAGUCGGCUGCGCACGGGUAAAGAACGUAAUCAGAAGAAAGAGAAAACGGACAGCGCAGAUGGUCAACAGCCGCUGGUGAAUGGAGUACCCUAAACUGCAUAACUUUAAAGUCAUAUUUCCUAUACUGUUUCAGUAAUUCCUAUUCCAUGUUAGAGAAACUUGUUAGGCCAAAGACAAAUAGUAGGCAAGAUGGCGCAGGGCAUGAAAUGAACAUAUGUUCUCUGUUAGCCUUUUUUAACAUCAACAGUAUGCAGUUGUUUUCAGAAUAAGAAGUUAUUCAAAUAUUUGCAUAAAAAUAUCUGAAUUUCUGAAAAUCGCUUUCAAGUACAUAUUGCAGUUCAAACAAUGAAAGAUUCUCUUUUGUUUGUUUUAAAAAUACUGAGCUGUGCAUUGGUAAACUUUCUGUUCAGUUGUACCAUUUUAACACAUCGGGUCAAAUUCACUGCUCAAUUUCAAUUUUCAGAAUAAAUAGUGUUUGCAGUAAUCAAAUUGGCUUCUGUUUUCAAUCUAACUUACAAGUUCUUCAUGAAAUGCUAUGUCGUUUUAUGUCCUGUGUCAGUUCACAUUCUGGUCCACCUUUUUCAAUAUUUUAGUGGACCCUGAAAUAUGUGUGAUGUAACAAUUGUCAUUUUCAUUAGCAAAAAAGUUGUAUGAUCUGUGCCUUUUUUAUAUCUUGGCAGGUAGGAAUAUUAUAUUUGGAUGCAGAAAUCAGGGAAGAUGAGUUGGUAACACUAAAUGUAAAAUAUAUGUAGCAAUCCUUGUCAGACGUUAGUACUUUAUAGACAAGUGCAUGCUUUCCAUAAUUUUUUCCUUACAUAAACAUUGAGUUAGGCAGUUAUAAGAAUAGGAAAUUUAUUUUGCACUGAAGAUUUGGCAAAUAGUGUUAUUGAAAAAGGGGUGUAAUUUUUUUUCUUUGUAGGCAGUACAGAAGCUUUUUUUUUAAAAAAGAAAAAUUUAAAAAAAAAACUUUCCAUUGUGGAAAACUAAAAAACUCAUUGUUACUGAGGGAACAAGUGUAAUGUGUUCACAAACUAGUAAUGUGUGCCUGCUAUUUGGCCAGAUGACCAGUUUAAAGCACUGAUGUUUUUCAUCCUCCCAAAUUUUUUGAAUUCCUUAUUUUAAUUCGGGGACUAUCUCAGGAGAGGUAGGAAGAAAAUCACCACAUGUAAAGCCCUGGAAAAUACAGCUAUAGUAGUCAGAGAUAUUGGAGGUAAAACAAAAAUUCAUCAUAUUUUGAGGUACAAAGUCUGAAUUACCAGCCAAUUUGAAGGUGUCACAGAACUUGAUCCAAAGUGCAGUCGUACACCAGGGAAGGGUGGGAAGUGGUGGG